Messenger RNA from Castor canadensis (American beaver), 786 nucleotides. It is a transcript of the gene Tomt, whose product is annotated as transmembrane O-methyltransferase. Gene Ontology annotation, biological process: dopamine metabolic process; catecholamine catabolic process; developmental process. Gene Ontology annotation, molecular function: catechol O-methyltransferase activity. The record is from RefSeq and is a predicted model, not a curated record. NCBI's taxonomy places the organism in Eukaryota, Metazoa, Chordata, Mammalia, Rodentia, Castoridae.
GCAGGGACCAUGUCUCCUGCCAUUGCACUAGCAUUUCUGCCACUGGUGGUGACAUUGUUGGUACGAUAUCGGCACUACUUCCGACUGCUGGUGCGCACAGUCUUGCUGAGGAGCCUCCGAGACUGCUUAUCAGGACUGAGGAUUGAGGAGCGAGCUUUCAGCUAUGUGCUCACCCACGCCCUCCCUGGGGACCCUGGGCACAUCCUUACCACUCUGGACCACUGGAGUAGCCACUGCGAGUACCUGAGCCACAUGGGCCCUGUCAAAGGACAGAUCCUGAUGCGGCUGAUGGAAGAGAAGGCCCCUGCUUAUGUGCUAGAGUUGGGCACCUACUGUGGAUACUCCACACUGCUUAUUGCCGGGGCCCUGCCCCCAGGGGGGCGCCUUCUCACUGUGGAGCGUGACCCACGCACAGCAGCAGUGGCUGAGAAACUUAUCCGCCUGGCUGGCUUCGAUGAGCGCACGGUGGAGCUCAUUGUGGGCAGCUCAGAGGAAGUGAUCCCGCACCUACAAGCCCAACAUCAGCUGAACCGGGCAGACCUCGUGCUCCUGGCACAUCGGCCCAGAUAUUACUUGCGGGACCUGCAGCUGCUGGAGGCCCAUGCUCUGCUGCCUGCUGGUGCCACUGUUUUAGCUGACCAUGUGCUCUUCCCUGGUGCACCCCGCUUCCUACAGUAUGCCAAGAGCUGUGGCCGCUACCGCUGCCGCCUCUACCACACUGGCCUCCCAGACUUCCCUGCCAUCAAGGAUGGCAUAGCCCAGCUUACCUAUACUGGACCUAGCUGA